AUGGGUGGCAUUCCUUUUGGCGCUCUUGAGAACAUCAAGAACAAGGUCCAGGAGAUUAUCAAGAAGAAGUUGAACAAGAACAAGGCCGAGAAGCCCGCCGCGACCGAGACAACUGCCGUUGCUGCGGCCCCUGCUGCAGCUGACGCCACCAAGACGGAGGCCACGGCUCCUGCUGCGCCCACUAAUGCUGGCGCUUCGACUGCGCCUGGUGCAGCUCCUGCUGUCGAAGCCCCGCAAGUCACCGAAGCUCCCAAGGACGCUGCCGCUGAGGCUCCUGCAGUUUCUGCUGAGCCCGCCGCUGUUCCUAACGCCGCUCCGGUUGUUGACAAACCCGCCGCUACCCCCGCCCCCGCCGCCGCUACGGCCUAA
This is a messenger RNA of Beauveria bassiana ARSEF 2860, 369 nucleotides long. RefSeq lists its product as uncharacterized. The record is from RefSeq and is a predicted model, not a curated record. The transcript has 4 exons. The coding region runs from base 1 to 369 and encodes 122 amino acids. NCBI's taxonomy places the organism in Eukaryota, Fungi, Ascomycota, Sordariomycetes, Hypocreales, Cordycipitaceae.